This is a messenger RNA of Centrocercus urophasianus (Greater sage-grouse), 5562 nucleotides long. RefSeq names its product mucin-5AC-like. The record is from RefSeq and is a predicted model, not a curated record. The transcript has 41 exons. Bases 1 to 5562 code for a protein of 1853 amino acids. Gene Ontology annotation, cellular component: extracellular matrix. Lineage: Eukaryota; Metazoa; Chordata; Aves; Galliformes; Phasianidae. Gene Ontology annotation, molecular function: protein binding.
AUGCUAAACACAAUCACGGCUGCCGGCAAACGGAGGUUGUCUCGUUCCCAGGGUCUAUCCCGAAACCCGCUGCACUCCAGGACGGUUCUCAAACAAGUACUAAGAAACACAGCACGUAACCCUUCCCGCCCGCAGCCGUACGGUCCGCCAUCUUAUGGCCACAGCGCCGCCGAGCGGCGGGAAGGGGUUUCACGCCGCUGUAUGUUUAAGCCGGCAGGCACGCUGUGCCUCGGCGCGUGGCUCUGGGACGGAGGGGUGGCAUCAGGCAGCGCUGUGGCCGCGCCUCGUGCCAUGCAUGCAGGGUGCCUGCAGCUCCUGGGGCGGCGAAUCAGCAAUCGCUCCUCUCCUGAGGAGAAAGGCAGCGAGCCCAGCGCUGAUGGCAGCAGCAGCAAAAGGCAAAGGAUAAGGAACUGCGAAGAUGAAGCUCAUCUGCAGUUAUCUACUACAAAACCUCCCGAAGAAAGCGAAAUGGUUUCAUCGGAAGUAAAAAUCAUCCAGCAAACAUCAACAAAUCCAGUAAUAACACCUUCCAACCCUGCUCACAAUGGCCGUGUAUGCAGCACAUGGGGCAACUUCCACUUCAAGACUUUUGAUGGAGACAUCUACCACUACCCUGGGCUCUGCAAUUACGUUUUUGCAUCCCAUUGCAACACUCCCUAUGAAGAAUUCAACAUCCAGAUUAGGCGUACGCUGGUGGAAAGUGUUCCUAUAAUCUACCGCAUUACCAUAAAACUUGAAGGUGUAGCUGUUGAGCUAACAAAGGAUACUGUCCUUAUCAACAGCAACAGAGUUCAACUGCCAUACAGUCAAGCUGGAAUUACUAUAGAGAGAAGCAGCAUUUAUGUGAAAGUUGUCAGCAAAGCGGAUAUUGUAUUUAUGUGGAAUCAGCGUGACAGUAUCUUGUUAGAACUGCAUGAGAAAUAUGCCAAUCAGACCUGUGGUCUCUGUGGGGACUUCAGUGGCAUUCCAGUUUACAAUGAGUUCUAUUCAAACAAUAUCAGAAUGACAGCCUUACAGUUUGGGAAUAUGCAGAAGUUGGAUGGGCCGACAGAGUACUGUGAAGACCCAACUCCUUCCUCACUAGAUAAUUGCACAUAUGACUUUGAUGACAUAUGUCAGAAAACAUUGACCAGUUUUGCAUUUGCAGACUGUAAUGGCCUAGUUAAUGUUAGUGAGUAUAUUAUGGCUUGCCGAGAAGACUUGUGCCGCUCCGAAGAGUUAAAAAAUGCCUCAUGUAUCUGUGAUACUAUUGCUGAGUACUCCCGGCAGUGUGCUCAUGCUGGUGGGGAACCUUUGAACUGGAGAACCUCAAAACUGUGCCCCAAGACAUGUCCUUACAACAUGCAGUAUUCGGAGUGCAGCUCCCCCUGCACUGACACAUGCACUAAUCCUGAACGAUCUCAGUUUUGUGAAGAGCACUGUAUGGAUGGUUGUUUCUGCCCCCAAGGAACCGUUUUUGAUGACAUAAACAAUUCUGGCUGCAUCUCCCGUCAGCAAUGCUCCUGUAUUUACAAUGGCAACACUUAUGCUCCAGGAACUUCUUUCUCAGAGCAGUGCUAUUCCUGUACAUGCAGUGGAAGCAAAUGGAAUUGUGAAGAUAUGUCAUGUCCAGGAACAUGUUCCGUAGAGGGAGGCUCGCACGUUUCGACAUAUGAUAAAAAGCAUUAUGAUGUCUAUGGAGACUGCACUUACGUCCUUUCUAAGCACUGUGAAGAUGAAAUAUUCACCAUCCUGGUAGAACUACGCAAAUGUGGCAUGACAAGCACUGAAACAUGCUUACGGACAGUGACCCUCAGCUUGAAUAAAGGACAAACGCUCGUUGAGGUCAAAAGUGAUGGUGGUGUGUUUGUGAACUCAAUCUACACCCAGCUGCCAAUCUCAGCAGCCAAUGUCACCAUCUUUAGACCUUCAUCAUUCUUCAUCAUCGUGCACACAAAUAUUGGUAUCCAGGUUGAAAUCCAGAUCACACCCAUCAUGCAAAUGUUUGUGCGAUUGGACCCUGUGUUCAAAGACCAAACCUGUGGUCUUUGUGGAAAUUUCAAUAAUGUCCAAACUGAUGACUUUAAGGCCAUAAGUGGAGUAGUUGAAGGAACAGCAGCAGCAUUUGCUAAUACAUGGAAAACUCAGGCUUCUUGCCCUGAUAUCCAGCACAUCUUUGAGAACCCCUGUGCACUCAGCAUUGAUAAUGAAAAAUAUGCUAAGCAUUGGUGUGGGCUACUAACUGACAGAGAAGGACCUUUUGCUGAUUGUCAUUAUCUACUGAGUCCCUCUACUUACUACAUGAACUGCAUGUUUGACACGUGCAACUGUCAAAACAGUGAGGGCUGUCUGUGCGCAUCCCUUUCUUCCUAUGUGAGAGCUUGUGCUGCAAGAGGAAUCCAAAUAAAUGGGUGGAGGACUAAUGUCUGUUCAAAGUACACCACCUCAUGUCCCAAAUCCCUAAGUUACAGCUAUAACAUCGAUUCAUGCCAACCCACGUGUCGCUCUCUAAGUGAGCCUGAUAUCACAUGCAAAAUUAAGUUUGUCCCAGUUGAUGGCUGCACCUGCAUAAAUGGAACCUACAUGGACGAAAGUGGCAAAUGUGUGCCUGCUGAUGAAUGCCCCUGUUACUACCGAGGAUCUCCCAUACCACUUGGAGAAGUUGUCCGUGAAAAUGGGCUUGUAUGCACUUGCAUCCAGGGAAAACUGAAUUGCAUUGGAGAACCCGAUCAAAUUCCAGUUUGUGAAUCUCCCAUGUUCUACUUAGACUGUAGAAACAACACAGCAGGAACAACUGGAUCAGAGUGUCAAAAAAGCUGUCAUACUCUGGAUAUGCAGUGUUAUAGCACACAGUGUGUAUCUGGCUGUGUGUGCCCAUCUGGACUUGUGUUAGAUGGGAAGGGUGGUUGUAUUCCUGAAGAGGAAUGUCCAUGUAUUCACAAUGGAGCCAUGUAUCAACCCGGGGAAAAGAUCAAUGCUGACUGUAAUACCUGUGUGUGCAAGAAUAGGAUGUGGGAAUGCACCAAAAAGCAAUGCCUGGGCACGUGUGCUGUUUACGGAGAUGGACAUUAUACCACCUUUGAUGACCAGACAUUCAGCUUCAGUGGAAACUGCGAAUACACGUUAGUCCGGAACCACUGCGGGAAGAGUGACACAGUGAAUGGGACCUUCCAGGUUAUCACUGAAAAUAUUCCCUGCGGCAGCACUGGGACAACUUGCUCAAAAUCUAUCAAAGUUUUCUUAGAGCACUAUGAACUGAUACUCAAUGAGGAGCGUGUCAGUGUGAUACAGAGAGGACAAGGUGGUGAAGUACCAUUCACAGUCCGUUACAUAGGUAUGUACACAGUGAUUGAUACCACCAGCGGACUGAUCCUCAUGUGGGACAAGAAAACCAGCAUCUUCAUCAAGCUGAGCGCUGAAUUUAAGGGUCGGAUCUGUGGCCUCUGUGGAAAUUAUGAUGGCAAUGGCAUCAAUGACUUCACUACAAGGAGUCUGUCUGUAGUGGAGAAUGUCCUAGAGUUCGGAAACAGCUGGAAAGUAUCCUCCACAUGUCCUGAUGCUCACUUCUUAAAGGACCCAUGCUCUACCAACCCUUAUCGAAAGUCCUGGUCAGAGAAGCAGUGUAGCAUCAUCAACAGCAAUGUCUUUGCUGCCUGUCACUCACAGAUUGAACCAGCAAGAUAUUAUCAAGCCUGUGUGACAGAUGCUUGUGCCUGUGACUCUGGAGGAGACUGUGAUUGUUUUUGUACAGCAGUAGCUGCCUAUGCUCAAGCAUGUAAUGAAGUUGGUGUCUGUAUAGCCUGGAGAACCCCAUCAAUUUGUCCACUGUUCUGUGAUUACUAUAAUCAACAAGGAGAAUGUGAAUGGCACUAUAAGCCUUGUGGAGCCUCCUGUAUGAAGACCUGUAGGAACCCAAGUGGAAAAUGCCUCCAUAACUUGCCAGGUUUAGAAGGCUGCUACCCCAACUGCCCACCAGACAAGCCAUAUUUUCAUGAGGAUCAGAUGAAGUGUGUCAGUCUCUGUGACUGUUAUGAUAAUGAAGAUGGAAAGAUAUAUAUGCGGGAUAAAUGUCAAUUAUGCGAGUGCACAUCAGAAGGUUUACAGUGCAAGUUUGAUGAUAAAGCAUGUAACUGCAUAUAUGAAAACAACAUCUAUAAAUAUAAUGAACUCAUCUACAACACCACAGAUGGAAGUGGAUGGUGUUUCCAUGCAACAUGUGAUGUCAAUGGAACAAUAAGCAGAAAUAUAUUUGAAUGUGGAAUCACAACCACCCCAAGUACCUCAUUUACAUUUUCUACCAGUCAACCUACAACAGCUGGUACUUCACAGCCAAGACACACUACAGGCACUUCUGCAGUCUCCAGUUCUUCCCCCACCACACCUUCCACAACAGAAGCAAGUGGAACAACUCCAUGUUUUUGCCACGUGUUUGGUGGCUUGUUUUCUCCCGGAGAAGUUGUAUACAACAGAACAGAUAAGGCUGGAUGUAAUUUUUAUGCACUUUGCAGCAAAGAAUGUGAAAUUGCUCCAUUUCAGGGGCCAUGUCCUGUAACAACUGCUUUAACUUCGGUGUCCUCAGAGGCUACAACAGAAGCCCCCUCAUCCACAGCAACAUCCCUCACAGAUUUACCAGAAAGAAACUGUACUGAUGUCAAUCCUCCACGAAAGCCUGGAGAGAGAUGGACAAAGCAGUGCGAGGAGUGUGUCUGUGAUCCACACACUGCUACGGCAGAAUGUCAGCUGCUCCCAUGCGAAAUAGAGGGAGUAGUUUGUGACGUAGGAUUCAUUGCCUUUCCUGUAAUACCAGUAACAGACCCGUGCUGUCCUGAACUUGAAUGCCGGCAACGUCCAAACACCUGUGAGAUUAAUGGUAAAAUAUAUGAGAGUGGAGCAUUUGUAAUAGAUUCAUGUAAGAAUUGUACCUGCUCUUCUGAGAAAGGGAAAAACAUUGUGAAGUGUGAAGCACUUAAAUGUGAAACAUCUUGUCCACCGGGUCACCAAUAUAAGAUUGAGGAUGGAGAGUGCUGUGGGAAGUGUGAAGUAUCAUCUUGCAGAAUUCAUCUAAAUAACGAGACUGUUCUGCUCGAAGUUGGUAAGAUUCUGCCACUUGAUCUGUGCAGCCACUACAAAUGUGAAAUAAUUGAAGAUCAAUACGUUGCAGUUCAAACGAAACGAGUAUGUCCCGACUACGGUCCACUGGAGUGCGAUCCCGAUGAAGCAGAGACUACUUCUGAUGGCUGCUGCAAGAUAUGUAAACCUACUAACUGCAAAGCUUACAGCACAAAAACUGUAAUCCAAUACGAAGACUGUGAAUCUCCUGAAGCUGUUGAGUUGGGAUACUGUGAAGGGACUUGUCCUGGCUCCUCCAUGUAUUCUCUUAAAGCAAACCAGAUGCAACAUGACUGUAGUUGCUGCCAAGAGCUCAGCAGCCACAGAAGAGACGUGAUCCUGAAUUGCCAAAAUGGAACAAGCAUAAACUAUAGCUACGUCUACGUGGAUCAAUGCCAGUGUAUGAACAGGUGCAACUCACAAAGCCUUGCAGCAGACGAUUACCAGUCAAAAAUCAGCCAAAAACAGACAUGA